This is a messenger RNA of Chelmon rostratus (copperband butterflyfish), 2463 nucleotides long. RefSeq names its product interferon regulatory factor 2 binding protein-like (gene irf2bpl). The transcript has a single exon. Gene Ontology annotation, molecular function: transcription corepressor activity. Lineage: Eukaryota; Metazoa; Chordata; Actinopteri; Chaetodontiformes; Chaetodontidae. Gene Ontology annotation, cellular component: nucleus. The record is from RefSeq and is a predicted model, not a curated record. Bases 1 to 2046 code for a protein of 681 amino acids. Gene Ontology annotation, biological process: regulation of transcription by RNA polymerase II.
AUGUCCUCCCCGCAGGUCUCUUCGUCCCGCAGACAGUCAUGUUAUCUGUGCGACCUGCCCCGCAUGCCCUGGGCCAUGAUCUGGGACUUCACCGAGCCCGUGUGCCGGGGCUGCGUCAACUACGAGGGCGCAGACCGCAUCGAGUUCGUCAUCGAGACAGCCCGCCACCUGAAGCGGGCUCACGGCUUGCAGGAGGGCAGGUCCCCCGGCGGCGGACCGCCUCCUCCGCCGCAGCAGCAGCCCGCUGUGGCAAAGAGCCAGGCGGUGUUACUGACCGGGAAAGAGCCGGUGGGACAGCUAAACCACCACCACCACCACCAGGCGGAUGGACCGGGGAAGUCUCAGCAGCCCGGCUUGGACCGAUACCCGCUCGGUCCCGAUAGCCGAGUUCGGUUUGACUACGGCGGGCUCAGCAGCAGCAGCGGCCGGCUUUCCAACGGAGUCGGAGGAGCCAACGGGUUCAAACCGGACGACGGACCGCCCGAGCUGAACCGACAGAGCCCGAACUCCAGGAGCAGGGGCCACGGCGGGCUGGUGUCGGCACCGGGACAGAUGAAUGUACCGCCGAACCUGCUGCCGCAGACCCUGCUGAACGGACCGGGUCCGCACGGCAUGGCGAGCAGAGCCGCCCCACACAGCACCAUGGCCGGUGUCUCUCUGCCCUGCCAGGCGGGGCUGUCCGAACCCGGAGCGAAGCGGCCCGCCUCGGUGUCCAGCACGGACCAGGAGCGGGAGCUGAAGGAGAAACAGCGGAACGUGGAGGCUCUGGCCGAGCUGAGCGAAAGCCUCCGGAACCGGCAGGAGGAGUGGACCAACAAGCCGAAGAUGGUGAGGGACACGCUGGUCACCCUGUCCGGCUGCACCCCCUUCGACGUCCGCUUCAAGAAAGACCACGGGCUGGUCGGCAGGGUGUUCGCCUUCGACGCCGUGUCCAAACCCGGCAUGGAGUACGAGCUGAAGAUCUUCAUCGAGUACCCGAGCGGCUCCGGGAACGUGUUCUCCAGCGCAUCGGGGGUCGCCAAGCAGAUGUACCAGGACUGUAUGAAGGACUUCGGCAGGGGGUUGUCCUCCGGGUUUAAGUAUCUGGAGUACGAGAAGAAGCACGGCUCGGCGGACUGGCGUCUGCUGGGGGAUUUAUUACCGGAGUCUCUGCGCUUUUUUAAGGAGACUGUGGGGGGAGACAUGCUGCCGCAGCCGUACAUCGACGGCAGCUUCCCGCUGCUGCCCACCUCCCUGGUGCUCCCCGGCCGAGCGCUGUCUUCGGGGAGCGGGGGUGGCAGCUCCAGAGCCGGCGUGAGGAAGCGGAAAGCCUCCCCGGAGCCGGACGCUGCGGAGAGCGGCCUGAAGCUGACGGAGGAGCAGCAGAGGCAGCAGUGGAUCAACAGCCAGACCGAAGCCCUCAAGCUCUCCAUGGCUGCCGGCUCUUUCUCCGGGCCGCCGCCUCCGCUCGGCCCGGGACACCCCGCUCUCUCCUCCGGCCGCGCCAGCCCGCCGGAGUCCGCUGCUCCUCCGCAGAACGGACAGUCCCCGAUGGCCGCGCUCAUGUCAGUAGCGGACACGCUCGGGAACGCGCAUUCCCCCAACAAGGAUAGAGACUCGGUUCACUCCACCACCUCCUCCUCCAGACACAACAACAGCAGCCCGGUGUCCCCCGCCUCCGUGUCCGGACAGAGGCGCCUCUCGUCCCGCAACGGAGACCUCGGACUGUCCACCACGUCGCAGUCCGCAGGUGGCCUGGAGCAGGUGCACGCGCAGAACGUGCCCGACUCCCCCAUGGCGAACAGCGGGCCUCUGUGCUGCACGAUCUGCCACGAACGGUUAGAGGACACACACUUCGUGCAGUGUCCCUCCGUCCCCAACCACAAGUUCUGCUUCCCCUGCUCCAGAGAGAGCAUCAAGGCCCAGGGGGCCUCCGGGGAGGUGUACUGCCCCAGCGGGGAGAAGUGCCCGCUGGUCGGCUCCAACGUGCCCUGGGCCUUCAUGCAGGGGGAGAUCGCCACCAUCCUGGCCGGGGACGUGAAGGUAAAGAAGGAGAGAGACCCCUGAGGAAGAGGAUGAUGACGAUGAAGAGACUCUUUAAACUUUCACUGCAAAAAAUAGAAAAUGUGAAACAGUCAGUGUUCUGCUGAGCCUCCUGUAACUGUGUCGGGGGGCCAGACCAGGUCUGUGAUGGGUGCAGAUUAAAUAGGUGAAACUACAGUGGACAAAAGCAGGACUGCAGAGUGGUCCAGAACAGGAACCAGUUAAACUUUUAAUUCAAGGAGAAAUGAGACGAGGUAAGAGUAGACCCCCCCCCCCCCCAUAUUUCAAAAUUAUAUCAAUUAUUACAUUAUUAUCAGGCCAAAAGAGGGUGUUGUUACAGAGAAUUGAUGGAGUCUUGGUGAGGGUCUUCAGCACUCUGACACGUUUGUCGAUGUCUGAUUGGUUCAGUCUGUCGUUCCAGCCGGUUGCUCUUCAGUGGUU